Messenger RNA from Penaeus vannamei (Pacific white shrimp), 1131 nucleotides. Lineage: Eukaryota; Metazoa; Arthropoda; Malacostraca; Decapoda; Penaeidae. The record is from RefSeq and is a predicted model, not a curated record.
AUGGCAUAUGCAGCCUUUACUCUGGGUAUAACACAGUGGCGAACUAAGUUUAGGGUGGAUAUGAACAAAGCUGAAAAUGCGGCAGGGAAUCGAGCUAUUGAUUCACUCAUCAACUAUGAAACUGUGAAGUAUUUCAACAAUGAAGAGCAUGAAGCCAAGGAGUAUGACAAAUAUUUGAAAAAAUAUGAAGGGGCAUCUCUGAAGACAGCUACCUCACUAGCCUUGCUCAACUGGGGACAGAAUGCAAUAUUCAGUGUUGCUUUAUCAGCUAUGAUGGUUCUAGCAACGAAAGAAAUUCUUAAUGGUAAUUUGACCGUGGGGGAUCUAGUGAUGGUCAAUGGAUUGUUAUUCCAACUGUCCUUGCCACUCAACUUCUUGGGGUCUGUUUACCGUGAGGUUCGUCAGGCGCUUAUCGACAUGCAAACAAUGUUCACAUUGAUGAAACAGCCAGCUAUUAUAAAGAAUGCCCCAGACUGUGUACCUCUACAAGUGACUCCUCAGAAUGCAGACAUUACUUUCAACAAUGUAUGCUUUGAAUACAAUGAAAAUUACCCCAUCCUAAGUGACCUAACGUUUACAGUACCGGCUGGAAAGAAAAUUGCCAUUGUCGGUGGUUCGGGUUCUGGAAAAUCGACAGUCAUCCGUCUGUUGUAUCGCUUUUACGAACCAAAGACUGGGACCAUUACAAUAAAUGGACAAGAUAUUAAUUCAGUUGACUUGGACAGCCUGAGGAAGAGCAUUGCGGUGGUUCCACAAGAUUGUGUGCUUUUCCAUGACACGAUAGCUUACAACCUCCACUAUGGUGACCUGUCUGCAGAUGCCAGCAAAGUAGAGGAAGUAGCUAAACUAGCUGAUAUCCACCAAUCAAUCCAGAGCUGGCCCAAUGGCUACGACACUCAGGUUGGUGAACGUGGCCUGAAACUCUCAGGUGGGGAGAAGCAGAGGGUUGCUAUUGCACGAGCCAUCCUGAAGAACGCACCGAUACUAGUUUUUGACGAAGCAACUUCUUCGCUAGACUCCAUUACAGAACAAGUAGGACACAUUCAGGGAUUUCCUCAAUUUCAUAUAGUCUUUAGUGGGAUUUUGAGUAAUAGUGUGGUUGGGGAGUUAAUUAUGCAAGAUAAUAAUUAG